Papaver somniferum (opium poppy) is the source of this 444-nucleotide messenger RNA. Its product is annotated as nuclear polyadenylated RNA-binding protein 3-like. Bases 1 to 444 code for a protein of 147 amino acids. Lineage: Eukaryota; Viridiplantae; Streptophyta; Magnoliopsida; Ranunculales; Papaveraceae. The record is from RefSeq and is a predicted model, not a curated record. The transcript is spliced from 2 exons.
AUGGUGACUUCCAGGAGCAGUGAUUAUGAUUAUGAUUAUUCCUCUAGCUCUUCUGACGAGGAUUCCAAGGUUCCAGAGAUGAAUAUUUCUACAGCAGAAUCUCGCGCCAAGAUGGACCAGUCAUUGAAGAAGUCUAAGGAAGCCAUAAACGGCAUGUCUCUUGAUCAGCUGAAGACUGCCCACGCUGAAGAAGAAGAACCCGUAUGGGAGCCAAGGAAUCACAAAAUUAAGCCACACCGGCUUACCAGGGAGAUUGAGCGAUUAGUUGAGGAUGAUCUUGAAGCUGGACACAAAAAGGAAGAGUAUUGGGAUGCAAUGUACAACGAUCCUGAUGAGAGAGAAGACUUUGGUGAUGAUUCUAACAGUGAUUCUGAGGAAGAGCGUGAAGAAGAUUCCAGGAAAGACGAUGAUGGUGAUGAAGAGUCCGAUGAGUCUGACGAUUAG